Messenger RNA from Marmota monax (woodchuck), 1489 nucleotides. RefSeq names its product membrane bound O-acyltransferase domain containing 4 (gene Mboat4). Bases 57 to 1379 code for a protein of 440 amino acids. The transcript is spliced from 3 exons. Gene Ontology annotation, cellular component: endoplasmic reticulum membrane. Gene Ontology annotation, biological process: peptidyl-serine octanoylation; lipid modification. Lineage: Eukaryota; Metazoa; Chordata; Mammalia; Rodentia; Sciuridae. Gene Ontology annotation, molecular function: serine O-acyltransferase activity. The record is from RefSeq and is a predicted model, not a curated record.
UGGCUGUGGUUUCUCUUGCAGGAAGGCACCAAUUAAGGAUUCUAGCAGGACAGUGUAUGUUCCAGUUCAGAAUGGAUUGGCUUCAGCAAUUCUUCCUCCAUCCUGUGUCACUUUAUCAAGGGGCUGCUUUUCCUUUUGCACUGCUGUUUAAUUAUCUCUGCAUUAUGGAUUCAUUUUCCACUCGGGCCAGGUACCUCUUUCUCCUGGCUGGAGGAGGUGCCCUGGCCUUGGCUGCCAUGGGUUCAUUUGCCCUGCUUGUUUUUAUCCCUGCUUUCUGUACCGUGGUUUUGGUCUCUUCUCUUGGCCCACAGGAGGUCCACAGGCAAACUUUCUUCUUUCAGAUGAGCUGGCAGACCUUGUGUCACCUGGGUCUGCACUACACCGAGUAUUAUCUGCAAGAGACUCCUUCCACAAGGUUCUACAUCACUCUUUCUUCCCUCAUGCUCUUGACCCAGAGGGUCACAUCUCUCUCUCUGGACAUUUGUGAGGGGAAAGUGGAGGCUGCAGUAGGAGGCAUCCAGAGCAGGAGCUCUUUGUCUGAGCAUCUAUGUAAGGCUCUGCCCUAUUUCAGCUACUUGCUCUUUUUCCCUGCUCUUCUGGGAGGCCCUUUGUGUUCCUUCCAGAGAUUUCAGGCUCGUGUUCAAGGGCCCAGCUCUUUAUGUUCCAGGAUUUCUUUUUGGGCUCUGACUUGGAGGGGCCUGCAGAUUCUUGGACUGGAGUGCCUAAAGGUGGCCCUGAGCCGGGUGGUGAGUGAAGGAGCAGGACUGACAGGUUGCCAGCAACUUGAGUGCAUUUAUGUCAUGUGGUCCACAGCUGGUCUCUUCAAACUCACCUACUACUCUCACUGGAUCCUGGAUGACUCUCUCCUCCAUGCAGCGGGCUUUGGGUCUGGGCUCAGUUCAAGCCCUGGUGAGGAGGGAUAUAUCCCUGAUGCAGACAUUUGGACACUGGAAACAACCCAUAGGAUAUCUCUGUUCACAAGAAAGUGGAACCAAAGCACAGCUCGGUGGCUCAGACGGCUCAUAUUCCAGCACAGCAGGGGCUGGCCAUUGUUGCAGACCUUCGCAUUCUCCGCCUGGUGGCAUGGACUCCAUCCAGGACAGGUACUUGGUUUUUUUUGCUGGGCCGUGAUGGUAGAAGCUGACUACCUGAUUCACACCUUUGCCAAUUUAUUUAUCAGAUCAUGGCCUAUGAGACUUCUCUAUAGAGCCCUCACCUGGGUCCAUACCCAGCUCAUCAUUGCCUACAUAAUGCUCGCAGUGGAAGUCAGGAGCCUCUCCUCUGUCUGGUUGCUGUGUAAUUCUUACAACAGCUUCUUUCCAAUGGUGUACUGUAUUUUGCUCUUUCUAUUACUGAAGACAAAACAUAAAUUUAACUGAUAUCUUUCUCUGCCUUUCAUCCUACGCUCCCAUGAAACAGAGUUUAGAAGUUGCUACAUGAUGCAAUGAUGAUGUGUGUCUUUCAAUUUUUCAAUAAUAAAAGUUUUAAG